Oreochromis aureus is the source of this 8186-nucleotide messenger RNA. It is a transcript of the gene nrxn2b, whose product is annotated as neurexin 2b. The record is from RefSeq and is a predicted model, not a curated record. The transcript is spliced from 21 exons. Bases 1056 to 5987 code for a protein of 1643 amino acids. NCBI's taxonomy places the organism in Eukaryota, Metazoa, Chordata, Actinopteri, Cichliformes, Cichlidae.
GGUGCGUCAAAAGGCCCUUAAAGCAACCACAAGAAACAGGGUGCUAGGACCUUCACAAUAAAAGUCACAACGGAACACACCAGCGUGCAUGUUUUAAUUUGGAAAGAAGAAUCUAAAGCGGAGUUUCCUGCCUUCUGGCUAGCUUGACAGCAGGGAUGCAGGUGGAGCGGCUCGGCCAGGACCGUUCACAUCUGUCUUGAAGGAGAGAGGGGGGGAAGAAAACCUGCGUUCGGAUCUGUUCAACGCUCUGGAUAAAAAUUGAACAGAAAAUAAGCGUAGAAUCUCGAACUACGUCCAGACUAUACCCAGGGAUAUUUACAAACCUCCCCAAGUCUGGAGAAUAAUAUCGAAGGGAUUGCCGCAAAAUACAAAUCGCCAGCUCCCAUCACAGUCAUGGAACCCAUACCUGCGUAAAUCUUUGUGUUCUGUAAGUUUAAGGAGAAGAAUGGCAUUAAACUGAAAAUGAUGAGCACAUCAAAUGCUCAAGCAGACACCAGCAGGCUCUGAUACCCGUCUACUAUAUAGCUCCCUUCCUCUUUUGCUCAUUUUCUUCUACUUGCUCUCCUCCUGAAGAAAGAUCACAAUCUUCCCCCACCCCACCCCCAAGCUUUUGGCAGCAGCUCAAAUUUCCUGGAAAUUGCUCUGAGAUCUGGAUUUGAGAGAGGAACAUUCUAUUUUUGGUCCAGGAUAGACAAAGAGGCUUUUGAAGAAACAACUGUGUUGAAAUUAUCAUAUUCCCCCUCUUUUAUUCUCCCCCUAUUCCUCAGUCCCAGAGGCACCAACUGAUGGAGAGACGAAGGAGAGAAUCAGGAUAAGGAGAAGAAUUAGAACACUAGAGAGAGGAGAAAAAAGUGCUUAUUGGUCAGGCAAAUUGUAGUAGAGCACCUGUGAGGAUUGCUUACCCAUUGACUUUUAUAACCGAAUUCAGUACUAUAUGAUACUUCUUGUUUAUAUUCCUGUUUAUAUUACAGUCUUUUCUCCUCAGUGAAGAGAGAGCUGUUGCUCAUUAGACCUACAGCAUUAAGAAAGAAGGGGGACACAUCAGAACUUUGAGCAUGACAAGGGGGUUAAGAAUCCUGUAUUUGCCCGUGUGGCCUCUGGCCCUCUUCAGCCUGCUCACUACAGUGAAUAUGUUGGAAUUCGGUGGGGCGCCUGGCCAGUGGGCACGUUAUGGGCGCUGGGAAGCUGGAUCAGUGGGUGAGCUGAGCUUCAGUCUCAAGACCAACAUCAGCAAAGCCUUGGUACUCUACCUGGACGAUGGCGGUAACUGCGACUUCUUGGAGCUGUUGAUUGCUGGUGGGCGCCUCCAGUUGCGCUUUGCCAUCCACUGUGCAGAGCCAGCCACCGUACACAUGGAGACACGGGUGAAUGACGACCGCUGGCACAUGGUCUUGCUUACCCGCAACUUCCGUGAGACCAUGCUAAUGGUAGAUGGGGAAACAAAAGUGGCAGAGGUCAAGUCAAAGAGGAGGGAAAUGGCAGUGGUCAGUGACCUGUUUGUAGGUGGGAUACCACCUGACGUGCGACUGUCUGCACUGACAUCCAGCACAGUGAAGUAUGAACCACCCUUCCAGGGCUUGAUCUCCAAUUUGAAGGUGGGAGAGAUGCCUCCUACUUUGCUCAAUAGCCAGGGUAUUCAGAGUGACCUGGAGUACCUCUGCACCAAACAGAACCCAUGCUUCAAUGGAGGGUUUUGUUCUAUUCAGUAUGGAGAAGUUCACUGUGACUGCACCCUCACUCGCUUCAAGGGAAAGUACUGCAAGGAAGCUGAAGAAUAUGCUGUUGAAGGUCUGGCGCACCUGACGUUAAACGACCAAGGUGAUUCAUCUCAAGUUGGCAAGGAAGAGUCAGUAGCCACCUUCAAGGGCAACGAGUUCUUCUGCUACGACCUGUCCAUGACACCCAUCCAGAGCAGCACCGACGAGAUCACGCUUUCCUUCCGAACACUGCAGCGCAACGGGCUCAUGCUGCACACUGGCAAGUCGGCUGACUAUGUGAAUCUUUCCUUGAAGAGCGGCGCGGUUUGGCUAGUCAUCAACCUGGGCUCGGGGGCCUUUGAGGCUCUGGUGGAGCCUGUCAACGGCAAGUUCAAUGACAACGCCUGGCAUGAUGUGCGCGUCACCCGCAACCUGCGCCAGGUGACCAUCUCAGUUGAUGGUAUUUUGACCACUACUGGUUACACCCAGGAAGAUUACACUAUGUUGGGCUCUGACGACUUCUUCUACAUUGGAGGUAGUCCAAACACUGCAGACCUGCCUGGAUCUCCAGUCAGCAACAACUUCAUGGGCUGCCUGAAAGAUGUGGUGUACAAGAACAACGACUUUAAGCUGGAGCUGUCACGGCUGGCCAUCGAGCGUGACCCGAAAAUCACCCUGAAUGGUGACCUGGUCUUCCGCUGUGAGGAUGUAGCAGCCCUGGAUCCUGUAACUUUUGAGACCCCCGAGUCCUACAUCUCUCUGCCAAAGUGGAACACCAAGAAGACGGGCUCUAUCUCUUUUGACUUCCGGACCACAGAGCCCAGCGGCCUUCUCUUAUUCAGCCACGGACGGCCUCAGGGGCCUAAAGAGCAGAAGCCUGGUAGGGAGCUAAAGACUGAUUACUUUGCCAUGGAGCUUCUGGAUGGGUAUUUGUACCUGCUGAUCGAUAUGGGCUCCGGAAAAACAAAGCUCAAGGCCAGCAACAAGAAGGUCAACGAUGGGGAAUGGUGCCAUGUGGAUUUCCAAAGAGAAGGAAGGAAAGGAUCAAUCUCAGUCAACAGCCGCAGCAUGCCCUUCAGCUCCCCAGAGGGCAGUGAAAUCCUGGACCUCGACAGUGAUAUGUACUUGGGCGGGCUGCCCGAAUCUAAGUCAGAUCUCAUCCUGCCGCCAGAAGUUUGGACAGCGCUCCUUAACUACGGCUACGUAGGCUGCGUCCGUGACCUCUUCAUCGACGGCAAGAGCCGGGAUGUCCGUCGGCUGGCUGAGAUCCAGAGUGCCCUGGGUGUCAGCAGUUUCUGCACCCGUGAACUACAGAAACGCUGCAGCAGUGCCCCCUGUGGCAACGGAGGUCUUUGCAAAGAGGGCUGGAACCGGUACAUUUGUGAUUGCACUGGCACCGGAUACCUUGGUACCAACUGUGAGAUAGAGGCAACAGUGCUGAGUUACGACGGCAGCAUGUACCUGAAGAUCAUCAUGCCGGUCACCAUGCACACGGAGGCCGAAGACGUGGCGCUGCGCUUCAUGUCUCAGCGAGCAUACGGCCUGCUCAUGGCCACCACCUCCAAGGAGUCAGCGGACACCCUGCGACUGGAGCUGGACGGAGGCCGCGUCAAGCUCACCGUCAACCUCGAUUGUAUCAGGAUAGACUGUAGCCUCAGCAAAGGACCCGAGACACUGUUUGCGGGGCAGAAGCUGAACGAUAACGAGUGGCACAUGGUGAAGGUGGUGCGGAGAGGCAAGAGCCUACAGCUGUCUGUGGAUAACGUCACAGUGGAAGGCCAGAUGACUGGUGCCCACACACGUCUUGAGUUCCACAACAUUGAGACGGGCAUCAUGACUGAGCGCCGCUUCAUAUCCGUGGUCCCCUCAAACUUCAUUGGCCAUCUGCAGGGCCUGACCUUCAAUAGUGUGCCAUAUCUAGACCAGUGUAAAAACGGGGACAUCUCCUACUGCGAGCUGAAUGCCCGCUUUGGCAUGCGCCACAUCAUUGCGGAUCCGGUGACAUUUCGAACAAAAGGCAGCUACUUAGCAUUAGCGACGUUACAAGCGUACGCCUCCAUGCACCUGUUCUUUCAGUUUAAAACCACCACGCCUGAUGGCCUGAUGCUCUUCAACUCCGGAGAUGGGAGCGACUUUAUAGUUGUGGAACUGGUAAAGGGGUACAUCCAUUACGUCUUUGAUCUCGGCAAUGGCCCGUCGCUGAUGAAGGGCAACUCAGACAAACCACUCAACGACAACCAGUGGCACAAUGUGGUGGUGUCCCGGGAUGCCAACAAUGUACACACACUCAAGAUUGACUCACGCACCGUUACUCAGCACUCCAAUGGCGCACGCAACCUGGACCUCAAAGGGGAGCUGUACAUCGGUGGCGUGACAAAGAGCAUGUACAGCAAUCUGCCCAAACUGAUUGCAUCUCGGGACGGGUACCAGGGCUGUCUGGCCUCUGUGGACCUGAAUGGGAGACUCCCUGACCUGAUCGCAGAUGCCCUCCACAGGGUGGGCCAGGUGGAACGAGGCUGCGAUGGACCCAGUACCACCUGUACGGAGGAGUCCUGCUACCAUCAGGGGGUGUGUCUCCAGCAGUGGGAGGGCUUCACCUGCGAUUGCAGCAUGACGUCCUAUGGAGGCUCAUUUUGCAACGACCCUGGGACAACAUACAUCUUCGGGCGAGGCGGAGCCCUCAUCACAUAUACCUGGCCACCCAAUGACCGGCCGAGCACACGGGCAGACCGGCUGGCAGUGGGCUUCAGCACACAGCUGAAGGAGGCUGUUCUGGUCAGGGUGGAGAGUGCCAGGGGACUGGGAGAUUACCUGGAGCUGCACAUAGAACGGGGAAAGGUCGGCGUGAUCUUCAACGUGGGAACAGACGAUAUAACCAUCGAGGAGAGCGCGGUGAUGGUGAGCGACGGCAAAUACCACGUGGUGCGAUUCACACGCAGUGGUGGAAACGCCACGCUACAGGUGGACAACCAGCCCGUCAUUGAACGUUUCCCCUCAGGUCGCCAGCUGACCAUCUUCAACAGCCAAGCGUUCAUCAAAAUCGGUGGUGGAGAGAAAGGGCGCCACUUCCAGGGCCAGAUCUCAGGCCUGUACUACAACGGCCUGCAGGUCCUCAAACUAGCAGCCGAGGGCGACCCUAACGUCCAGACCCAGGGCAACCUGAGGCUGGUGGGUGACGUGCCCUCGGUGCUGACUACCGACACCACCUCCACCACCCCGCUGGCUGAUAUGUCCACCACAAUCAUGGAGACAACCACCACCAUGGCCACAACCACCACCCGCAAACAGCGCUCGCCAACCAUGAGGGACAGUGUGACACAGAACUCAGACGACCUCCUGGUAGCAUCGGCUGAAUGUCCUAGCGAUGACGAGGAUUUGGAGGAGUGCGAGCCUGGAAAUGGAGGUGAAUUAGUGUUGCCCAUUAUUACAGUGGACUCCCUAGACCCCCCAUCUAUCGCCACCCGCUACCCAGUAAUACCCCCGCCCCCCACCACUUACCGCCCUUUCCUCACCCUGCUUGAAACCACCAAAGAAUCCCUCCCCUUGCCCAACGGCCGGCCCCCUUGCCCCUUGGACCAGGAGGACUGCGAGGAAACCAUCGAGGUGUCGGCGUACGGCUCGGGGGAGAUGACCGAGUCAGAUGACGAGGACUAUUACAAAAAUUCCGCCCUGGUCACCGACAGGACUGUCCUCCCCCCUCCCCCGGCCGUCGAGGGUGGCGUCCAAAACCCCCGAGACCGCCAUUUCUCCCGCUUCCCCAACUCCCGCCCCCCUCUCUCCUCCACCCCCACAGCCAACCCCGACCAGCUGAACCCGCGCAUCAAGUCAGCCGGCGGCGGCAGCAGCAGUAGUAGCAACAACAUCCCUGCCGGGAAAAUGAACACCCGGGACCAAGUGCUGCUGCCGCCGGCCCAGCCCUCUUUGGAUCCAGGCCACCGUAGAGUCCCAGGUAUAACCUAUCCCCCAAAUUUCCCUCAUGUUCCCACUCCAGACCCCACGUCUCCAGAGAGAGGGCUCCCGGGUGCCGUGGAAGUGCAGCAGUCGAGCAGCACCACCGGGAUGGUGGUGGGCAUCGUGGCAGCCGCUGCCCUCUGCAUCCUCAUCUUGCUGUACGCCAUGUACAAGUACCGCAACCGCGAUGAGGGCUCCUAUCAGGUGGACCAGAGCCGUAACUACAUUAGCAACUCAGCCACACAGAGCAAUGGGGCCCUGGUGAAGGAGAAACAGCCCAGCACUGCCAAGACGGUCACCAAGAACAAGAAGAACAAAGACAAAGAGUACUACGUCUGAGGGAGUGCCGCCGUGACACACAGGGGCAGACAGCAGAGCACUUAGAAAAGGAAAGAGACGGCGGGGAGAAGGAGGGAGAGAAGGCAGUAUGUGGGAAAACUGCAAACACAUCACAGUGGCUAAUUCAUUUAAAACUUCAAGUAUUGUCAGGUGCUCAUAUGUGUUACCAGUUCAUCUCUAAUCAGAGGGAGGCAGCAAAAUGAGAUGGCACAGUGACAUCACAGCUCUCCUCACACAUUUCCACAUCACUUUGAUUGAUUAGACUAAACUUCAGUUACAUUCAAUGUUAACCACAGUGUGGAUUUAAGGAAAGGCUAUUACAUCUCUACACAUACCGUGCCAACAACCACGUAGCAAAUGCUGAUAAAACAGUGAUUCAUGGGUUAGCAUUUGACAGGCUGCUUAAUAUCCAGAGUACUGUAGGAAAGCAUCGCCAUCAGUAUUUGUGUCAAGGCCUGUACUUGAUUCUGAGGAGAACCUGCGUCACCUUAGACAGUAUCAAACAUAUAUAUGUUUUUUUUCCAACCGGGCUCGAAUUAGCAGAUCAAUAUACUGCCAGCUUACAGAAACACUGUGUCAAAUCCAGCUCCUCCACCUCUGUAAGUGUUCGACAUCUCUGAUCUCUCACCUCCCAUCGGAUCUCUCUCUCUCCUUCUCGUUCACCCACGAACUCUGUUUCUCUCCUUGUCUAUGGUGCCCAGCAGCCAAUGCAACGUAAACUCUGCCGUGUUUCAAGCAUGUAGUAUUCAUUUACGAAAAAGAGAUAAACUGUUUUUCCUUUCUGUGGAGUUUAAAAAACAAAAAAAUAUGACGCCGAUGACUGAUGAUCGUAACAACAUUAAAAGUAGCAACUAUGUGAGAUGCCACCGCUCCAACCUAACGGAUGCUAAAUUGUACAUUUAGCCGCCAAAAACUCGUCGAGGCCAAAAAAACACCCCUUUGGUCGUCCUUUGUUCCAGCAGAUCUGUGUCAUGUGUAUCUGGGGCUCUGAGGUGCCCCCUAGUGGGCCAGCAGAGAAACUGUCACGUCCUUACAAGUUACUAAUCACCGAAAAACAGAAAAAACCUCCAGCAAACAAGAUGAACUCUGUUCUAUAUAAUUAUAAAUAUAUGUAUAGACGUUGCAGAAACAUAUGGACCUAUGUGAGCGAAUCAAAAAGUGCGUUUGCUGAGACGUGCACAGCAAAAGAUGGGAUUCUUGAACAGCUUCACCGUCCAACCCCCCCCCCCCGUUCCUCAGACCCCUGCCCCCCCUGUCAUGAACAGUACGGCUGAUGGAAUGCCUUGCUGCAAGACUCAGUCACUUUGGUUUGCUCUUUUCUUUUCUUUUUUUUAAAUUUCUUUUCAUUUCUGGAGAAACGAGAGACAUUUUAGGGAGAUUCUGAAUUCAUUUGUGUUGGAGUUCCACUGUGGAGACAGAUACCUUGCAGCAACUGAAAAAGAGCAACUGUGUCGUUCGCCCAUCUCUAGCCUGACUGGACUGACGGCAGCCCGUGGGCAAAGCGAACUUAAUGGGAAGAGCACACAAAUAAAAGGAGAACAGUAGUUCCCUGAAAGAUGUACAACAGAACUCUAGUAUUCCAAUUUUCUCAAGUCUAUUAAGAAAAGAAAACUGUACCAUGAAAAGAAAAAUUCAGAAAAAAGUUUGUGAAAUGUCUAAAUAUUUGACUUUCAUCCCAUUACUAAGAGAAAUGUGUUUUCCCUACUAUCAUUCCUGUUUGGAGAAAAAAAAAUAACUAUGAUUCUGGGAAACUGAAAUUUCUAUGUAUUUUCUUUUGGUACCUGAGCAAAUAUGAUUUGGGUUAUGAACAUGAAACCAUGCAUUCUCCUUUUCCAGAGGAGAAAAUUUCCUCUUUUAUCCUCCAUCUGCCAUCCUUAGCCUCUUUCUUUGUUUUUCAUGCAUUCCUUUUUCUCUGUAGAGAUCAUAUGUCCCCGUACCCUGUGAGGAAAGCAGGUUCUAUCCAUCCUCCGAUUUUUAUUUACUUUAAUUUGUUUUUAUAUCUAUUUCUGUCUAUAUGGCGAGAGACAAGAUGGUAGUCAUUUCACUUGACGGGCUCCAUCGUUACACUCUUCUGCCACGUUUGUCUGGUUUCUCUCUUUCUCCAUUCCGAGCAUACUCUCCCAGUAUCUUCCUGUUCUUUCUAAAUGUUAUUGUAAAGUGUUCCAGUGAGAUGACUCUAAAUAUGUGUACAUUAACAGA